AUGCAGAGAGCCUACAACGAGUCUAGAGGCCGAAGCCCAAACCGCCAAAGUCCGAACAAGAGAAGUAAGGAUAGAGAUCGGCAAGGAUCAAAGAAGGCAUCCAACUCCCAUAACAAGAGGUCAGACGAACGUUCCUCGAGAACUAAGUUUGACAAUUAUGCUCCACUGAACAUGUCUAGAUCUCGGAUAUGGAAAGAGGUGGCUCAAACCGAGAUGCGUAAUGUCGAAAGGGCUCGACCCAUUAAAAACAAGGGCAGCUUGGACAAAAACAAGUAUUGUGCUUUUCAUGAUCAGAAUGGCCACAGAACGGAUGACUGCUGGGAUCUCCGAGAUGCUAUUGAGAAGAACAUCAGAGUAGGGAAUCUUAAGCAAUAUCUUAUCCGAACUCAGGGUAAGAAAAAUGGCAAGCGAAGACAGAGAAGCCAGAGCAGGAGCCCUAGCCCAAAAAAGGAUGAUAGGAAAGACCGCAGUCAAUAUCACCCUAAUAAAGGGAAAAAGGCCGAGGAUAACGAUGAAGAGUACCAGGAGGCUGAGUACGAAUGCAAUGUGAUAAGCGGUGCUUUGGGAGGUGGAGGUGACACUGUGAGUGCUAGAAGGAGAUAUCUAAAGAAGGUCAUGUCGGUUAGAGACAAGCCUACCUUCAAAGGAAGAGCUGGUAAGCCUGACCUCCCCAAGUUAUUUUUUACUGAAGAAGACCUUCAAAAGGUCGUCCCUAGCCACACUGAUGGCUUAGUGAUUACUGGGAUGCUAGUUAAUUACCGGGUCAAGAGAAUUUUCAUUAACCCCGGAAGCUCAGCCGACAUACUCUUUUGGAAUGCUUUCCAGAAGAUGAACUUAGU
This is a messenger RNA of Gastrolobium bilobum, 839 nucleotides long. RefSeq lists its product as uncharacterized. The record is from RefSeq and is a predicted model, not a curated record. The transcript has a single exon. Lineage: Eukaryota; Viridiplantae; Streptophyta; Magnoliopsida; Fabales; Fabaceae. The annotation marks the transcript as partial.